Molecule: messenger RNA, 1745 nt
Organism: Odocoileus virginianus texanus
Lineage: Eukaryota; Metazoa; Chordata; Mammalia; Artiodactyla; Cervidae
Gene: GABRA6
Product: gamma-aminobutyric acid type A receptor subunit alpha6
Biological process (GO): gamma-aminobutyric acid signaling pathway; nervous system process; chloride transmembrane transport
Cellular component (GO): synapse; neuron projection; postsynapse
Molecular function (GO): benzodiazepine receptor activity; inhibitory extracellular ligand-gated monoatomic ion channel activity; GABA-A receptor activity
Source: RefSeq, a predicted model, not a curated record
GCUGGCAGGAGGAGAAGGCAGGAGGAGGGCGAGCUGGGCAUCUCAGUGCACUGCAGGAUGGUGUCGCCUCUGCCCUGGCUAUACAUUGUUCUCUGGGUAGAAAAUGCCCUAGGGAAACUUGAAGAUGAAGGAAACUUCUAUUCCAAAAACAUCAGUCGGAUCCUGGACAACUUGCUUGAAGGCUACGACAAUCGGCUGCGACCGGGAUUUGGAGGUGCUGUCACUGAAGUCAAAACAGACAUUUACGUGACAAGUUUUGGGCCCGUGUCAGAUGUGGAGAUGGAGUACACAAUGGACGUUUUUUUCCGCCAGACUUGGACCGAUGAGAGGUUGAAGUUUGGGGGGCCAACUGAGAUUUUGAGUUUGAAUAACCUGAUGGUCAGUAAAAUCUGGACACCUGACACUUUUUUCAGGAAUGGCAAAAAAUCAAUUGCUCACAACAUGACAACACCUAAUAAACUCUUCCGAAUAAUGCAGAACGGAACCGUUCUCUACACCAUGAGGCUCACCAUCAACGCUGACUGUCCUAUGAAACUGGUUAACUUUCCUAUGGAUGGGCAUGCGUGUCCGCUCAAAUUUGGCAGUUAUGCUUACCCCAAAAGUGAAAUCAUAUAUACAUGGAAAAAAGGACCACUUUACUCAGUGGAAGUCCCGGAAGAAUCCUCAAGUCUCCUUCAGUAUGAUCUGAUUGGACAAACAGUAUCUACUGAGACAAUUAAAUCUAACACAGGUGAAUACGUAAUAAUGACAGUUUAUUUCCACUUGCAAAGGAAGAUGGGCUACUUCAUGAUACAGAUCUAUACUCCUUGCAUUAUGACAGUCAUUCUUUCCCAAGUGUCUUUCUGGAUUAAUAAGGAGUCUGUUCCAGCCAGAACUGUCUUUGGAAUCACCACUGUUUUAACCAUGACCACUUUAAGCAUCAGUGCCCGGCACUCCUUGCCAAAAGUGUCUUAUGCAACCGCCAUGGAUUGGUUCAUAGCCGUUUGCUUUGCUUUCGUCUUCUCUGCUCUUAUUGAGUUUGCUGCUGUCAACUACUUUACCAAUCUUCAGACACAAAAGACCAAACGGAAGGUGCAGAUUGCAGCCUCACCCCCAGUGACAAUAGCAAAAGCAACUGAACCUCUGGAAGCUGAGAUUGUUUUGCAUCCUGAUUCGAAGUACCAUCUGAAGAAAAGAAUCACAUCUCUGACACUGCCAAUAGUUCCAUCCCCUGAGGCCAGCAAAGUCCUCACAAGAGCUCCCAUCUUACAGCCAACACCUGUAACUCCCCCACCCCUCUCUCCAACCUUUGGAGGUACCAGUAAAAUAGACCAGUAUUCUCGGAUUCUCUUCCCAGUUGCAUUUGCAGGAUUCAACCUUGUAUACUGGAUAGUUUAUCUUUCCAAAGAUACAAUGGAAGUGAGCAACAGUGUGGAAUAGCUUGCAGCCAUAAUAACCUGUAUUCUGUAAGUUCUCAUUUUCUGAAUUUUUAAAAAUAGCAAUGAGACUUGUAUAGUUGCUUUUCUGAACAUGAAAUCAAAAUUGAAAUCUCUAACAUAUAACUUUGAGUAAGCCUGUAUGGGCAGAAAAGCAGUAAUGUUACUCUUCACAAUUGGAAGGUGAAGGUUGCUAAAGAAUAUGACUUUGCUGUACAUUAGAGACAACUUUAUAAAAGGAUAUAAUGGAUUCUGGAUGAAUUUGCCAAUCUUUGUCCUUCAUUGUUCAAUAUUUUAAUUGUCACUGUGAAUAACAUUUGCCACAAAGCA